This is a messenger RNA of Henningerozyma blattae CBS 6284, 1320 nucleotides long. RefSeq names its product RNA-DNA hybrid ribonuclease (gene RNH1). Gene Ontology annotation, biological process: DNA replication, removal of RNA primer. The transcript has a single exon. NCBI's taxonomy places the organism in Eukaryota, Fungi, Ascomycota, Saccharomycetes, Saccharomycetales, Saccharomycetaceae. The record is from RefSeq and is a predicted model, not a curated record. Gene Ontology annotation, molecular function: nucleic acid binding; RNA-DNA hybrid ribonuclease activity. The coding region runs from base 1 to 1320 and encodes 439 amino acids.
AUGCAUCAAACAAGGUUUGUAAGCAAAAUAAGCAUUUUAAUACAAGGAAAGGCAAGAAAAUCAGGACAUCUAAGUGUGAGAUAUCAUUCAAAAAUGGCUAAAAAGGGCAGUUAUUACGCCGUACAAAACGGUAGAAAUGAAGGUGUUUAUGACAACUGGAAUGACUGUUCAUCAAGUGUGAACGGCUACAGCGGCGCUGUGUAUAAACGUUUCGAUACUUAUUCAGAAGCCCAGGCUUUUUCGCAAGGUUCUGGUGGAUAUUCAAAUUCUUCUGGCUCUUCUAGCUCUUCUAGUGCUUCCAGAUCAUCAGCAUAUUCUUCUAAUUCGAGUAAGAGCUAUCCCUCCUCUUCAUCUUCCUAUUCGGGAUAUUCUUCAUAUUCAAGAUCACAUGCGCCAAAAAGUUCUAAUUAUAAGAAAGGUUCGUCUAGCUAUAGCUAUGCUUCCUCUAACAGUUAUCGUGAUGGCAAUGGAUAUAGUGGGUCAUAUUAUUCUCUAAAGCAAUCAUCAGGUAUUACUAAGAAAGGAUCAUGGAGGAACUCAUCUUCUGCGGGCUCCACUUCGAAGAAUUACUAUUCAGUGAAAAGUUCUAAUCCUAAUAUUGAAAGUAAAAUUUUCCAAAAUUGGGAGGACUGUAAAAGUUAUGUUCAUCGUCAGAAGGGUCUUACAUUUAAGAAGUUUGACAAUCAACAGAGUGCUCAAAAUUAUGUAAAAGGUAUUACAGAUUCUUCAAUUGAUUAUAAGCACAUUGGUAUUCCACAAGAUGAAUUCUAUUCCAAACACAAAAUAUCUUCGACGUCCAAUGCGUCAUCUACUGGUUCCAAAUAUUACAAAACUUGCGACGUUUACUGUGAUGGUUCAGCUUUAUCAAAUGGUACCUCUACGUCUCGCGCUGGUUAUGGUGUUCAUUUUACAGACGAGCCACAGAACGAUAUUUCUGAAAGAUUGACAAAUGGUGCCCAAACUAAUAAUAGAGCAGAAUUACAAGCUGUAUCUUCUGCGCUGGAUGUUAUUUGGGAUAACCUAACUUCGAAAGACAAACAAGUUAAUUAUCAAAUUAAAACAGAUUCGGAAUAUGUGGCAAAUUUAUUAAACGAUAGAUAUCAAACUUAUGAUGAUAAAAAAUUGAGUGAAUUGCCAAAUUCAGAUAUUGCUCUACCUUUAAUUCAGAAGCAUGCUAAGGUUAAGCAAUAUUAUGAAGUUAACAAGGAUAAAUUUCAAAAUAACGGGAAUUUCAAAAUCCAAUGGGUUAAAGGUCAUGCUGGUGAAGCUGGUAACGAAAGAGCAGAUUUAUUGGCAAGAGAAGGUGCUGCUAAGCAUUAA